Messenger RNA from Plasmodium inui San Antonio 1, 1440 nucleotides. RefSeq lists its product as hypothetical. Lineage: Eukaryota; Apicomplexa; Aconoidasida; Haemosporida; Plasmodiidae. Bases 1 to 1440 code for a protein of 479 amino acids. The record is from RefSeq and is a predicted model, not a curated record. The transcript has 13 exons.
AUGGAGCAGUCCGUAGAGUCACAUCCGGAGGAUUUGUCAAGGAGGAGCAGUGAAGCCCUUUCCUCGUCAAAGCAAGGCAGCGAAGAGGUCAGCGUCGAGGAGCUAAAGAAAAAGGUCAAGGAUUUGGAGCUGCAGCUCGAGUACGAAAUAAAUCGACACGAGGCUGAGGUGCAGGAGAAAGAGGAAAACAUAAAAUCCCUGGAAGAAAAAAUAAACGAAAUAGAGUAUUCGAAAAAAGAAUCCGAGGAAAAGGAUGAAGCCAUCAUAAACAUGAGCGAACAGCUCCUCAUCUUAUCAAACAAAUACGACGUGUUGGUGAAGGAAUCGAAGCUACAGGAAGAGGAGCUGAAACAUUUAAAAAAUAAAAAAAAAUACAGAAACGAUAAAACGAAUGAAUUCAUAAUUACACUAAAAAAACAAAAUGAAGAUUUUAAAAAGGACAAUGAAGCGCUAACGGACAAAUAUUCCAACCUCCUUAUGGAAAAUAGUAGCCUUAAAUGCUCCUGCAAAAUGCUACAAGAACAGCUCCAGGAGAGUCAGAAAAAUUUGGAAUCUGUAAAGAUGCAUAACACAAAGGAGUUUGACGAGAAAAGCGCCCUUCAAAUUUUAAACCUCGGAACGGGGCUAUUGCAGAAGAGGAGCUCGACCAAAGAUGGAAACGAAGCCAAUCCGCUCAAACUAGAAAUAGAGUACAAAGAUAUGAUCAUAAAGAAAUUGCUGCGGAAGAAGGACACUACAAUGGGAAAGGAUUGCCACCAGAAGGGGGAGGACUCCCCAAACAAUAACACCUUUAACCACAACGGGGAGCAACUAAUUACAUUCGAGAAAAAACUGGAGGAGCUGUACCAGAAGUGUCUGGAGUCGCAGAGCGACAAUGAUCAAUUGAAGAACAAAAUCAAAAAGUUGACUGAUCAUAUAGAUGACCUGAAAAAGGAAAACGCAGAUUUGUUGGGAAUAAUCGAUACUCUGAGGGAGUACAUCAAGAAGGUCUAUCGCGAGGACGUGAAUGUUCACCAAUUUGACGACUUGAUAAACAACCUCCUUAAGAAGAACUCGACGCUCAAUGGCGAUCAAUCCAAGCAGAAAAGGACGAACAUGGUAGACACCUACUUCUUCAAUAAGGAGCUGCAACUGAUACAAAGUGACAAAUUUAAAAUUAUAGAAAAAUUUGAUGAGGCCAAUGUGAAUAAUUUUCCCCACCUGUACGAACCGCUAAACGUGACUCUUAACGAAGCUCUACAUGAGUACCAUGACGAGAUCGAGGAAAAACGGGAAGUGGGACGAGUUCACGUGGAGAUUGCUAGUCCUAACAAAGACAGGGAUGAGAGGAAAAAUGGAAAAAACUCCCACCUGGUCAAGUCCAACAAGCCGGUAAUCACAGACGAGUUAGUUCACACUUAUAUGAAGGAUUAUAUGAUGAAUGUUCAGAACAGGAAAUGA